Molecule: messenger RNA, 860 nt
Organism: Sphaeramia orbicularis (orbiculate cardinalfish)
Lineage: Eukaryota; Metazoa; Chordata; Actinopteri; Kurtiformes; Apogonidae
Product: ATP synthase F(0) complex subunit C3, mitochondrial-like
Exons: 5
Coding region: 170-595 (141 amino acids)
Biological process (GO): proton motive force-driven ATP synthesis; proton transmembrane transport
Molecular function (GO): proton transmembrane transporter activity
Source: RefSeq, a predicted model, not a curated record
GCUAGCCCUAACCUCCUCCGCUCUUAUUGUACGUGUCGCUGUAAAAUAUACUUAUUUGUCGCUUCUGUGUAAUUGUACAUCUUUGUAACUCAGUGAACUACAACACUAUUCAGCUCUAGUGACACUGAAUCGUCAUCUGUUUGGUUGACCUGAUCACCACGUCUUCGUAAUGUAUGCCUGUGCUAAGUUUGUCUCCACGCCCUCUCUGGUCCGUGCUGGAUCUCGGGCACUGUACAGACCACUUUCAGCAGCAGUAGUGUCUGAUGCCAGGAAAACAGAGACUGCCUCACUGCUGGCACCACAGAGUCUCCUAGCCUCCCAACAGCAGGUGGCAGUGCGGGGAUUCCAGACUAGUGCUGUGAGCCGUGACAUUGAUACUGCUGCAAAGUUCAUUGGAGCAGGAGCUGCUACUGUGGGAGUGGCUGGAUCUGGAGCUGGUAUCGGGACAGUGUUUGGUAGCCUUAUUAUUGGAUAUGCAAGGAACCCCUCUCUGAAGCAGCAGCUGUUCUCUUACGCCAUCCUUGGCUUUGCCCUCUCUGAGGCUAUGGGUCUCUUCUGUCUGAUGGUUGCUUUCCUUAUUCUGUUUGCCAUGUAAACCAUUUGGUAUGGGCUCUGUAGAGAUACAUGAUGAGAUAUUGUUAGCAAGAAUUAUCGGAUCGAAAUAUCAAUGAAUGUUAGCUUAAUGUCUUGCUUAUUCACUGGUGUUUCGUAAAAGAUUGUGAACCCACAGAUGUAUAAAACUAUGGCAAACCAACCUCAUUUUAAUGGGUGUUCUGCCAUUAUAUUGUAUAUUUAAUCAAAUGUUUUUGUUAACAGACAUGCAACCAUUGACAGAAAUAAAACAUGUAAUUCAUAAUGUG